Acanthisitta chloris (rifleman) is the source of this 3457-nucleotide messenger RNA. RefSeq names its product disco-interacting protein 2 homolog A-like. The record is from RefSeq and is a predicted model, not a curated record. NCBI's taxonomy places the organism in Eukaryota, Metazoa, Chordata, Aves, Passeriformes, Acanthisittidae. Gene Ontology annotation, cellular component: cell surface.
GUGUGGAUCCAUCCCUGCAGGCAGAGAACAGAGUCCCAGGCUCUUCCCAAGCCACUGCUGCUGUAUCAAAACCGCAGAAGUCCCGUUCCGCCAACUCAAGGGAUGAGCGCUUUCGAUCAGAUGUGCACACUGAGGCAGUACAAGCAGCACUUGCAAAAUACAAAGAGCGGAAGAUGCCCAUGCCCUCGAAGAGGCGAUCUGUCCUGGUUCACUCUUCGGUAGAGACGUACACCCCUCCAGACACAUCGUCAGCAUCAGAAGAUGAGGGCUCGUUACGGCGGCAAGGGCGGAUCAGCUCCACUCCGUUCCAGAGCCAUUCCAACGUAGAGCCCUGGCUUAACCGAGUCAUUCAGGGCUCCUCCACCUCAUCCUCUGCAUCUUCCACCUCAUCUCAUCCUGGAGGGAAACCUGCUGCUGCUUCCAAUACAGCUCCUGCCACCGCUGCUGCCACUGUGCUUGCAGAUCUCAUGGCACACACCCAGCUAGAGAACCACUCUGCACCCCCAGACGUGACCACUGGCCUGGUGGAACACCUACACCACGAGCGCCCACAGGUAGCGUCGGUGCGAGGAGUGCCAAGAGCCUACGACAGCAGCAUUUUGGAAACUGCAGAUGGUGUCCCAGUGAAUAGCAGAGUGUCCUCUAAAAUCCAGCAGCUGCUAAACACGUUGAAAAGACCAAAGCGUCCACCCUUGAAAGAGUUUUUUGUGGAUGAUUUUGAAGAACUGCUAGAAGUGCAACAGCCUGACCCAAACCAACCAAAGCCUGAAGGAAAUCAGACCAAUGUACUCAAAGGGGAAGCCUUAGGGGUGGUGACCAACUGGCCCCCCUCACUGCUGGCCGCCCUGCAGCGCUGGGGAACCACCCAGCCCAAGGCACCUUGUCUGACAGCCUUGGAUACCACUGGGAAAGCUGUUUACACCCUUACCUAUGGCAAGCUGUGGAGUCGAAGCUUGAAGUUAGCCUAUACCCUGCUGAAAAAAAAACUAACCACAGAGCCCCUGGUGAAGCCUGGAGACCGGAUAGCUCUCGUAUUUCCUAACAGUGAUCCAGUUAUGUUCAUGGUGGCAUUUUAUGGAUGUCUCCUGGCAGAACUUAUUCCUGUCCCAAUAGAAGUUCCACUCACAAGAAAGGAUGCUGGCAGUCAGCAGAUCGGGUUUCUUUUGGGCAGCUGUGGAGUAACACUGGCUUUAACCACUGAUGCGUGUCAGAAAGGCCUCCCUAAGGCUCAGACUGGCGAGGUGGUGACCUUCAAAGGUUGGCCUCGUCUCAUUUGGUUUGUUAUCGAUGGGAAGCAUCUGGCAAAACCAGCCAAGGACUGGCAUCCACAAGUGCGGGAUGCCAGCACUGAGAUUGCUUACAUCGAGUACAAAACAAGCAAAGAAGGCAGCACCGUGGGCAUUACUGUAUCUCAUGCUUCCAUGCUCGCACACUGUCACGCACUGACUCAGGCAUGUGGUUAUUCCGAAGCUGAAACGCUAACAAAUGUCUUGGAUUUCAAAAGAGACGCUGGCCUGUGGCACGGAGUGUUAACGAGUGUUAUGAACAGGAUGCAUGUCAUCAGUAUUCCUUAUGCAUUAAUGAAGGUUAAUCCACUUUCCUGGAUACAGAAAGUCUGCUUAUACAAAGCCCAUGUAGCAGUAGUGAAAUCGCGUGAUAUGCACUGGUCACUUUUGGCUCAGAGGGAUCAGAGGGAUGUCAGCCUGAGCUCAUUACGGAUGUUAAUAGUGGCAGAUGGUGCCAAUCCAUGGUCAAUAUCCUCCUGUGAUGCCUUCCUGAAUGUGUUUCAGUCCAGAGGUUUGAGACCAGAAGUAAUCUGUCCCUGUGCUAGUUCCUCAGAGGCACUAACCGUUGCUAUUCGCAGACCUCCUGAACUGGGUGGCCCCCCUCCAGGAAAAGCUGUGUUAUCCAUGAACUGUCUGAGUUUCGGCGUGAUCAGAGUGGAUACAGAGGAGAAGUUGUCAGUGUUAACUGUGCAGGAUGUUGGUCAGAUUAUGCCUGGAGCCAAUGUGUGUGUUGUGAAGGUGGAUGGGACUCCUUACCUGUGUAAAGCUGACGAAGUUGGAGAAAUAUGUGUGAACUCGGGAGCGACUGGGAUAGCCUAUUUCGGCCUCCUUGGAAUCACCAAGAAUGUGUUUGAGGCCAUCCCUGUGACAGCAGCUGGUGUGCCUGUUUCAGACCAGCCCUUCACAAGAACAGGAUUGCUUGGCUUUGUGGGUCCUGACUAUUUGGUGUUCGUGGUAGGAAAAUUGGAUGGCCUGAUGACAGUUAGUGGCCGCAGGCACAACGCAGAUGAUGUGGUAGCCACCGCAUUGGCAGUGGAACCCAUGAAGUUUGUUUAUCGGGGAAGGAUAGCAGUGUUUUCUGUGCCCGUUUUGCAUGAUGAUCGGAUAGUGCUUGUGGCAGAGCAGCGCCCUGACGCAUCAGAGGAGGAUAGUUUUCAGUGGAUGAGCAGGGUUCUACAGGCUAUCGAUAGCAUUCACCAAGUGGGUGUCUACUGCCUUGCCUUGGUGCCAGCCAACACUUUGCCAAAGGCUCCCCUUGGAGGAAUUCAUAUUUCAGAAACGAAGCAGCGCUUCCUGGAGGGUGCUCUGCACCCUUGUAAUGUCCUGAUGUGUCCCCAUACCUGUGUUACUAACCUGCCCAAGCCUCGACAGAAGCAACCAGAUGUUGGUCCUGCAUCAAUGAUAGUAGGAAACCUUGUAGCUGGGAAGAGGAUUGCACAAGCCUCAGGGAGAGAUGUUAGCCAGCUGGAGGAUAACGACCAGGCAAGAAAGUUCCUGUAUUUAGCAGACGUUCUUCAGUGGCGAGCUCAGACAACUCCAGAUCAUCCCCUCUUCCUUCUAUUGAAUUCCAAGGGCACAGUAGCCUGCAAUGCAUCAUGCAUCCAGCUGCACAAGAGAGCAGAGAGAGUGGCAGUUGGGCUGAUGGAGAAGGGACGGCUGAAUGUAGGUGACCACGUGGCCUUGGUUUACCCUCCAGGAGUUGACUUGAUAGCAACUUUCUAUGGGUGCUUAUACGCCGGCUGUGUACCCAUCACUGUCCGCCCACCUCACCCACAGAACCUUGCCACCACUCUGCCCACUGUCAAAAUGAUUGUAGAGGUCAGUAAGUCUGCGUGUAUACUGACCACCCAAGCCAUAAUGAAACUGCUCAAGUCCAAGGAGGCUGCAGCAGCUGUAGAUAUUAAAACAUGGCCCACUAUUUUGGAUACAGAUGAUAUGCCUAAAAAGAAGCUGGCUAGUGUUUUCAGACCUGCAUCUCCUGAUAUGUUGGCAUACUUGGACUUCAGCGUGUCUACCACUGGUAUAUUAGCAGGAGUAAAGAUGUCACACGCAGCUACAAGUGCCUUGUGUCGCUCAAUAAAGCUCCAGUGUGAGCUGUACCCGUCCCGACAGAUUGCCAUCUGCCUGGACCCUUACUGUGGUUUGGGAUUUGCACUGUGGUGCUUGUGCAG